Messenger RNA from Callithrix jacchus (white-tufted-ear marmoset), 3277 nucleotides. Lineage: Eukaryota; Metazoa; Chordata; Mammalia; Primates; Cebidae. The record is from RefSeq and is a predicted model, not a curated record.
ACACACAUCCUCCUGUCUGCUUCAAGGGCCUAAUUGUACCAUAUGUCGAAUCCACUGAAUAAUACAAAGGCCCCCCAUGCUGGAGUGCAAUGGCAUGAUCUCGGCUCACUGCAACCUUUGCCUCCCAGGUUCAAGCGAUACUCCUGCCUCAAGCCUCCCAAGUAGCCGGGAUUACAGAUUGGUAUUACCACGUCCCGGUGAAGCGCUCUGAGAAGGCCGUGGAUGCCCCGCCAGCAUCCCAGAUCCCAGGUCUCAGCAAUUUGGGAGACUCACCCAGCGGGAAGUUGCCUGGGACUCGGAGACACUGGAUAAAAGAAACAGAUUCUGAAUACGUGAAGCUCGCGAAACAAGGCGGCAGGCCCGAGUUUCGCUCUUGUUACACAGGCUGGGGUGCAAUGGCGUGAUCUCGGCUCACUGCAACCUCCACCUCCACCUCCUGGCUUCAAGUGAUUCUCCUACCUCAGCCUCCGGGAUUACAGGCACGCGCCACCAUGCCCAGCUAAUUUUUGUAUUUUUAGUAGAGACGGGGUUUCACCAUGUUGACCAGGAUGGUCUCGAUCAGUUGACCUCAUGAUCCACCUGCCUCAGCCUCCCAAAGUGCUGGGAUUAUAGGCGUGAGCCACCGCACCCAGCCAAGUCCAAAACAUUUAACAAUGAAAAGUGUUUUAAUAGUAAAAAAAAAAAAAAGGAAAGUUAAAAUUUUCUCAACAACAACAAAAAGGUCAGGUUUUGUUGUUGUUGAGAAAACAACAGGUGGCUCACACCUAUAAUCCCAGCACUUUGGGAGGCUGAGGCAGGUGGAUCACCUGAGGUCAGGAGUUCGAGACCAGCCUGACCACCAUGGAGAAACUCCAUCUCUACCAAAAAUAAAAAAUUAACUGGGUGUGGUGGCAUGUACCUGUAAUCCCAGAUACUUGGGAGGCUGAGGCAGGAGAAUCACUUGCAUCCGGGAGGCAGAGGUUGCAGGGAGGUUAAGGUUGCAGUGAGCUGAGAUCAUGCCAUUGCACUCCAGCCUUGGCAACAAGAGUGGAACUCCGUCUCAAAAAAAAAAAAAGUCUUACUGAUGGUAAUAGGUCAACCAAAGUUGCCUGCUGCUGCCACGGGCACUGUUAUCAUUUUGCUAUCCUUAUUAUCAGGAAAAUCAGUUCUUCCCACUCCCUGCCUUUUGACACCAGGGGAGGGAAGUCUGGGGAGCUAGAAAGUAAGUGGGUGAGUCAGGAGCUGGCCUGGGCCUCUGGGAAGAGCCUGUGUUCUCUGUGCUUCUCAGGGUUGGCUCCAAGGUGACUGAAAUCUUCCAGGUACCUUUCAGGGGCUUGUAUCCUACUUCCCGUCUGGAAACCCGGAGGGGAUGGCUUCUCCUGGAAAUGGGAGGGGUGGGGUUAGGGACAGUUCCACAGUGGCAAAGGACAGUCAGACUGUCCUAUGCUUGGAGAAUGGUGUAGUGGUAGCUGAUGAUGAGGGAGCCAGCAUGUGCAGCCCCUGGAGACCUGAGCUGUGGAGGGAUGGGCCGCCUCCAGGAACUGGUCUUUGUCCAGAUCUGCAAAGAGUGAGAUGGUGGGAAGGCAUAUAGGACGCCCCUGCCUGAGCACAAAGCAGGACAUCCACCCAUCAGCCUGUGCAGAGACAGAUUUGUUGAAGCACUUUGCCCCUGGGACCAGGAAAGGCUCCCCGGUGGCCUACUCCCUGCCAGACUGGUAUAUCCACCACAGCAAGCCACCGACAGCCAGCCAGCAAGAAGUCCCAGUCAUCUCCAUGCCGGAUUACAUGGUUCAUGAGGAAUUUAACCCCGAUCCCUCCAACAGUAACUAUGCAUCCAGAAGAGGGCCCUUCGACUUCGACAUGAAAACAUUUUGGCAAAGAGAGGCUGAGGAACUUGAAAAGGAGAAAAAAAAGCUGAGGCUACCAGCCAUUAAUUCAAAGUAUCUGAGCAAAGCAGGCACCCCACUUGGCCCUAAGGACCGCACAGGAAGCAGACUCUCCUUUCCCCCCAUGCCUGGUCAAAAAAAGAGUUCACCAACCAAUUUUUCCAAACUCAUUAGCAAUGGUUAUAAGAAUGAGUGGCUGCAGCAGCAGCGAGCUGACACAGACCAGAGGACCCCGAAGACUGGGGCAUCAUUGUCAUCUCAGUCCCCACGAGAUCUGGAAGGUUCCCAGGAUGCAGCAAGGCUCCAGGAUGCAGAAGGCCCUGAGGAUGCCCCAGAAUCUUCUCAAAGCCCAGAAGAAUCUAUAUCUGCAUCAACACCAGCAGAGCUCAAAUAAAUCCUGAUGCAAUACAUAUUUAGGAUAAUUUUUUAAAUGGCUAAAAAUGACAUGACUAUAUUAUAGCUAUGUUUCUAAGGCUCUUGUUAUAUUUUAUUAAUAUAGACUCUCAUGGGAUAAUUUACCUUGCAGCAGAUUUGACAUUGCUGCAUAGGUGGGGCAGGUGGUGUUUUUUAUUUCUCUGGGAUGUUAAAUAUAUGGCUAAGCAAGGCCUCUGUUACCCUCUGCCCUGCUGGCCUGGUGAUGUCCCAGUGUCUCAGAACCAAUCACUUGCUCCCUGUCAUCAACUAACAUAACCUCCUACUUCGUGAACCACUCUUAGCGGGCUUUGCUACUGGGUUCUUAACUAGAGGAAACUUACAUAACAGGCGUUACGCCUUUUCCAUUAUUGGGUAUCAUAAUCUUUAUAGAAAUCAUUUUCCAGUUACGAAAAAAUGUAAUUCCAGAAUAUGGUGAUAUAAUGUCAAAAAAAUUUAAUUUAUUAUGCCAUGAAUUUAUAUAAACAUUUAAUAUAAAACAUUGUAACAUUUGUUAUUUUGAAAUUUUUGCUAUUUUUUCAUAAAUUGAUAUUCAAAAUAUUAUACAUUUAUUAUUUUGUAUAAACCUCUAAGUAAAAAUAUGUUGUUUUAAUAUUGCAUUUAGUAGGCUUAACAAAAACUUUUUAAUAGUCAAACUUAAUUACCUUGUUUUAUAAAUUCUAAAUUGUUUAUAUUUAAGCAAUUAGCUUAAAAUGUAGUUCUAUGUUUUAUACAUUUAACUGAUUAAUAAAAUAAUAAUUUUAUGUGAGAAGAUUUUCAAAAAGCCAAAUAAAGCCACAGAUAUUUUAGCUUCUUUCCCAGAAUAAACUUAUCAUGCAUUUGCUUACCUAAAAUUUGAGUUCCAAAUUAGUUCUUUAUAUGAGAUACUUAAUUCAGCAUAUAUAUCUAUAUUCGUUGAUCAAACUGAUAUGCUACCAGAGAAUGUAUGCCAAGGAUAUUGCAAAUGGCUGUAUGCAUUGAAUAAAAAUAAUAUACCAUUA